CCACGCUGUAGCUUGUGCUGCUGCGCCUACCAACCACCCCGUUUCUCCACCAACGCACAGCGCCAUAUUCGCACUGCAGACUUUUGGUUCAGUUGCAGCAAACUGUUUGCCACUGUCGCACGGGUGCCGCCAAAUAAAUCUUUUUUUGGAGAUCAAACUAGCAAAAAACUGUUACAUUGUAGCAACCAGACUCACGGAUAAAAAGAUACGUCGAUUUAUGGUUUUAGUGUAAAGUUAUUGUAUCACUCUCUUCAGAACCAGUGUCGAUACAACACCGGGCGGACGAAUUUCAAACAUGGGCACAUUUUCGGCAUGGUCGAGCUUUCUGGUGGUCUCGCUGCUAGCUGUGAAAGUCCUGUCCCAGGAUUUUGGUGACUUCGACCUGUCUGAUGCCUUGGAUGAUGGCGAUGUCACUAAAGCACCAGCAGCAGCCACACCGAAACCCAAACCGGUUCCAUCGGGAGCAGACCUGGACCUGUCAGACUUCUUUGGAGAGGGUGACAAGAUUACCACCACCAAAGCUCCUUCUAAGGUUCCUCCUAAAGUCCCAGCAACCAAGGCCCCGCUCAAACCCAAACCCAAACCAGAUGACACCCAGGCUGAUUUUGACUUUGGGCCCGGCCUCCGCCCGGGCCUGCUCCCCCGCGCCACCAAGGGCCCCCGUAACCCACCUAGGCCCCAGCCCGCAGGUGAUGAGUUUGACCUGAGUGACGCUCUGGACCCCAAAAACGACAUUGGAGGGAAGGACAAGAACAAGGGACAAGCAGAUAAAGGUAUCGGAGGCGGGGGCAAGGGUGCCGGAGCUUCCAACAACAGAGGGGGGAAUGGGGGUGGAUCCUUCUCGGACGACGAUCUGUUUGACGUUGGAAAAGACAACACCUAUAAACCCGACAAAGGGAAAGGCGGACGUAAUGGUGGCCCAUCCACUGCUGAUGACAACAACUAUGACACCAUGGCGGAGACCGGAACCAUCGCAGGGAUCGUCAGUGCCGUUGGCGUGGCGCUGGUUGGCGCGGUUACAAGCUACAUCUCCUACCAGAAGAAGAAGUUCUGCUUCAGCAUACAACAGAGCCUGAAUGCAGACCUGGUGAAGACCGAUAACCCGGACGCUGUGGUGGCCACAGAACCACAAGUUCAACAGACUCUUCUGGAGCCCCCCAAUGCUGAGCCCCCUAGUGAGGAGAACGCUGUCUAACAUCCCCCCGUUCUGCCUCGUCCCCCCGACCUACACACACGCACAAACAAAGAGGGCAUGACAACACACACUUACAUGCUCCCACCGUAUGAAAUAUCUCUCUCCACCUGACACACACCAACACACACACACCACUUUUGAAUGAUAGUGCCCCCCCCCCCUUAUACCUGGCUAUACAGAGAUCGGCAAAGUCUGUUUGUCAUGUAGCGUUCCAUUGGCGGCCAUGUUGACGCUGCCAACUUGCAUGACAUUUUAAGGUCAGAAUGUCAUUGUGACAUAACUUGGUGCCAACAUGGAGGGCAGUUUGCCGACCUCUGUAGACCUACCCCUGCCAAACUAUGUGUAAAUAUAAUUUUAAUUUAUUUGAACUGUUUUGAAUACCACUAAUAUGCCUGUUUACUAUAUGAUUAUGUAGGAGAUGUUAACCUGAUCCCGGAUCAGUUUGAGUUUGACAAUGAUAGUCAGAGGACUUGCUAAACUAAAACACAUACAGAUCUCGGACCAGGCUUCCAUCUUGGUAUUUCCUGAAGAGAUAGUAUAGGACAUAGUAUAGCCCACAUACUUGUCCCGUAACUCUGUUUAUCCAAUCAAAAAGCUUAUCUAAUCGACACAAGCCCUAUGAUUGGUGUGGAUUUGUUUGCUUAAGCAUAUUAAAAAGAAGUGAUUUGAACUGUUUAACUGUUGACGCUAGAAAUCAAACGUCGAUUGAUAUCCGACCUGCACUUUCUAUCUAUUGGAUUGCCUUCAAUAUUAGUUGAAUUGGUUGAAUUCAAUUGGUUGUACGUAUAUCCCUCGUGUGAUUUUGUACCAUUUCUACCUUCAUUGUAUAUACUCGUCUUGUCCUACAGACACAAAGCGUUUUGCAGUGGUUACUUACACAGGUUCAUGUAUAAAAGCUGCAUUUUUAUAGCCUUGAUGCCAGUCUGUUUGUGCUUUUUAGGCACGUCCUUGUCACUCAUUGUAAUGCUAGCAUUUUUAUAGUGUUGAUUUUGAGGAUGGGGAAAAAAUGAAGCAAUUUGAACAACUUAUUUGUUACCUACUAACCCCAGAGCUGCUGCUUAUUGUCCAUCAUAUAAUUUGUGCUUUUUAAAGACACUGAAGAGAAAAUAGUCUCUUUUCCAAUAUCCUUAAUAGCAUACUACUUAGGGAACGAACCAGUAGGGAAUGAACCAGUGUAUUGGGUCCUAGCAUUCUAAGUAGUAUUCCAGUAUGGACAUCGGAGGGUACACAAAGGCUCUGUUCCAAUAUCCACACUAGCACACUACUUAAGCUGCGUUUAUACUGUCAGUCCAAUUCUGAUAUUUUGCCCAAUUAUUGACAAAAUAUCUGAUCUGAUUAGUCAAAAUACCAAUUAGUGGCAAAAGAUCAGAAUUGGGAUGCCUGUGUAAAUGUAGCCUUAGGGAACGAGCCUGUGUAUGAGGUCUUAGCAUUCAAAGUAGUAUGCUAGUAUGGAUAUUGUAGCGUAGCCUUUAAGUCUACUUGUGUGGAAACGUGUUUGUGAUGAAGAUACUAAUACUACUCUUUGUACGUUGUAUAUCUAUUUUGUCUUAUUGAGAUAAUGCCAGUGCUAGAGAAAGUUAAGUAAAUGUGAAAUCGAAGCCUAGUUGAGCUUUAAAACCUCUUGAUAUUGAAGUAACAUAAUGGUCGCGUUCCAGGCCAACUACAAUGCAGACGUUGCAGAUAUUCCAAGGCAUCAACCAAUAGUUGCGUGCCACAUCAUCGACUUGGCAGUCAGGCAUCAGGUUGCUAUAUCAUAAUGUGGUUAGCUGAUGUGUUAAAGUCUUAUCCAAGCAUUGUGAGAUCUGGAAGGCGUCUGCAAUGUAGUCAUUCUGUAACGCGCCCAGUGGCUAUAUAGAAAAUGGAAGUUUGUUUUUGUAACAAAGUCAUUUAUGGCUAAGUAUAGACUUCUGAAGUCCUUCAGAUUUAGCUCUUUGCUAUAUGAAAGCAUAGUUAGUUAUUAGUCUUAGGUUCUUUGGGUAGUCUUUAUACUAGGUGUUGCUUUGCUGCAGUCAGUUGCUUGUUUGGAUGAUUGGGAUCAAUUCCAUCUCAAACCAGCCAAUUCGGGAAGGGAUUUCAAAUUCCAUUUCAAGAAUUGAGAAAAUGCACAAGAAUUUAUAAAAAUCCUUAAUUGAAAAACAAUGGCACAUUUCAGUUCAUGAAUUGGGAUUUGAAAUCACUCCCUUGAAUUGACUUAAUUGAAAUGGAAUUGGCCCCAAUCCUGGGUUAGGAGACUAGUAGUGAAAGUGAAGCUUGUAAAUUGCGGUGUGAGUAUACCUCUGUGUUUUUACUAUUACUUGUUGUAUGAGCAUAUUCCUUGAUAUUACGGUGUGUCCCGAUGAUCUAUACACUCGUUCCUAAGUGUGUUUUUGCUAGAAAAUAAUUGCGUCUCUGCACCCCCACUCUUUCUACACUAACGUUUCCUAGAGUGGGUUUUGUCUUAACUUCUUAGCUCAAGUUAUAACAUUUAUUUUAGAUAUAGAAGAACAUUUGUUUCCAAGUGACUUUUAUUCCAGAAAUGAAAACCUUUUUAGUAUGAAUCUAAAAUGGCCCCCUAUUCCCUUUGUAGUGCACUACUAUAUAGGGAAGAGGAUGGGAUUUGGGAUGUAGUCCUACUGUAUGCUGCACCCUGUUCUGUUUGGCUCUCUUGUUGCCUUGGAAACGCAGCUCUAGAACCACUCCUGUGACGUUCCAGCACUCUCCCUACCUGUAGUAACUCACUGUCCCUAACAACUGCGCCAGGAUCAUUUGUAUCAUCUUACUUAUAAUGGGUAAGGUAACGAUUUAGGUCGGAGGAACUGUUGUUAACCCGUUAAAAAUACGGACGGAAUAUCCCGAAAAACACAUUUCAGUUCAAGGCAUUCAGUUGUACAACUGACUUAGGUAUCCCCCUUUCCCUUUCUUUUCCAUUCAUUUUCAAUCCUUCUAAUUAAUUCUAAUCUAUGACAUAAUAAAGGACCGUAGUAUUGCGGAAUACAACACAGGACAAUACAACUGGCCAAAAAUUAUAUUUCACAAAGGUUAAAAGGUCCAAUGCAGCAGUUUAUUAUCUCAAUAUCAAAUAAUUUCUGGUUAACAAUUGAGUACCUUACUAGCUAGGUUUCCAUCCAAUUGGUGAUUUUCUUGCAAAUAUGCUAACGUCCACAUGAAAACAUUAUGCACAUUCUCCCACCAGAGAUGUUUCCACCAAAUUGACUUGUUGCAGAUAAAAGGCUGUGUGUGAUGACGUGGUGCACAUGAAAAUACCUUUUUGCGGUUAAAUUCCCAUGUACCGAAUAAAGAAAUCCAAGUUACUGUAAAUGGGUUUCCAUCGCAUUUUCAACUCUAUUGAUGGUUUUCACCAAAGAAAUUGCAUUAUAUAGCGCGUGCCCACUCUGGUAUUGGCAUGUGCGCGCUAGCCAAUAGCUUGCAGAUAACUUUGCGGGUAUAGCCUACAUUAUAAGAUUAUUAUGGACAAACGGCAGCCAAGCAUCGAUGAUCAUGUCACCAGAAUAAGACCCUAUAUAUUUAUUGGAAAGGAGCAUCAAGCUCACCACCCUGUGAAGUUCAUCCUAAUUUAUUUCAUCUGUAGCCUAAUGAACUGCAUGCUUUCCCGACGAGUCGUAGUGGGACGACCACACAACAUGUCAUCGUGUGACUCCCAUGUUUACUUCGAUAUGAUGGUUAUUAUAUCAAUAUUUGCGCAUUAAAGCAUUUCCACCAACAUUUCUUGCAUAAUUAUUUUUACAAACACAAAAAGAUCCCACCAUGUCUAGCGCAUUUUGUUUUGUCGACAUUUGAAAAGUUUACCGGCAAAUUUUAUGUUUCCAUCAGACAUGUUUUAUUUGAUGUACUUUACGCGCAUAAAACUUUUGGAUGGAAACCUGUUUAUUGUGAUUGGUUUCAAUUAAAAUAGUCAAAAGGAAACAAAAUUAGCCAUUUCUCAAGCAAGAAUUUUGGUAGGAAUGUCUGGGAGUGGUCUGAGUGGGGAGGGGAAAGCUGAUGUCAUCAGGCAGGCCAAAACUCCAUCCCAACAAAACAGGACAACAUUUCAGCUGGCCUUUUCAAACAGCUCUUACACUAAAAGGGCAUUAUCAUCAUUUUCACAAUUUCACAGUAUUAUUCUAACCUUACAGUGGAAAUAUAUAUAAAACACAAGGAAAAUCACGUUUUUGACUGCACUGGGCCUAACUAAGGGGCAGUGAGUAACUGGAGAACUGUAGUUAACACUUUCCUCUCCUGUCACCCAGAUUCAGGUGUGCAUUGCUAACCUCUCUCCUAUGACACUGCUGUAGUAGUUAUGGUGCUUCUCUAUGCCUUAUAACCUGCUAGCUCAUGCUGGGUCCCCCAGUACUAACCACAUAGAUCUAGAAUCAAUAGAAUGGACAACGUUUUCUCCGAGCAUUUGGGAUUGUUCUGUAUGUAAACCCAAGACACUCCAUUUAAUAUGCUACGUUACAUUUCAUAUGGUAUGUAUUCAUUUGUGGAUGUCCUUCAUCCAUUUCAUGAUAUGUUACGAAUUGCGAUGCGUCCAAUAUGUUACAAAUUGCAAUUCGUACAAUAUGUUACGAAUUUGCAUGGCGUACAAUAUGUUACAAAUUCCAAUUUGUUGUUGCUAAUGUUAGCUAGCUGGCUAAAUAGGGGUUAAGGUUAGGGAUAGGAGUUAGGUUAAAGAGUUAAGGUUAGGGUUACGGGAAGGGUUAGCUAACAUGCUAAGAAGUUGCUAAUUAGCUUAAAAUGCUAAAGUUGUCCGUGAUGAGAUUUGAACACAACCUUUGGGUUGCUAGAUGUUCGCGUUAUACCAAAUGUAGCAUCAUACUAAUUUCAGUGUAUGGAUUUGCAUUUACUAUGUUACGUCUAGUCUAUGAGACCAGUCUGGAACGGAACAUUCAUUGGCUAGAAUGGAUAGAAUUUUCUCAGUGUUCUACACAUGCAACAAUGGUGUGGGAACUAGAGAUGAUAUUUCUAUGGGAACUACCAAUUGAAUUCUGUGGUCUAAGGGCAUGUGUCCAUUCUAUGCAUUCUAUUUCUAUGUCUAAAACACCCCAGUGACUGAGAUCUGUGCUUACACACAAAAAAACAACAACGAAUGUUAAACGAAUGUAAUCUUUCUCUUAACUCAGAUGCGACAGCGCCUACCGCGGUGCUUUUCGCUCGUAGCAAAGAUGUUUAAAAACCCACCAAAGAUGUAGCAUUGAUGGAUUUUCAGAUUUUCAGAUAUUGGAUCUUAGUGUUGUGCUUUGGGUUGAAUGUUUCACUUUAUAACUGCCACUAAAUAGUAGAGGAAGGCACCCCCUUUCUUUUUACUACUGCUUGCGAGGUAGUUUUGGGCACAACCAAAAAGAAAACAUGUGAAGACAUUCGAUUCUGGACCAAUUGAAUGUUUAGGAGUGUCUUCCACAUGAUAACAACAUCACAUAGCUACAUAAAAAUCCCCAAAAUAAAAUUACAUAGAAAUUCCUCACAAAUAUUCACUUUUUUAAACGUGGAUUGAGACUGUUAGGGCGAAGAAUCCCACCAUCCCGUCAUAGACUUGUUAUAGGCAUGGUAGACAUAAGAGAAUUUGAUUUGAAGAGCACAGAGUUGUGUGAGUCAGAAUUGCCUGUGAGAUGAUUAUCUUUUGGUACUAUGGUGUACUCUCAUGGUAUGGUGUACUCUUGUGGUACUAUGCUAUACUAUGUUGUACUAUGGUUUUGAAUGGUAUUAUUGUGCCUCUUGGAUGCAGUAUGGAUAAUUUGCCUCUUUUGGAAAUUAGAUCAUGUAAAGUUUUCGAAGACGUAAGGAAACGUAUAUACAGUAGUGUACGAGUCAAUGAACUAGGAGACGUUGCCCAGUAGUUUGCAGUCCUAAGGCUUCAACGUUUCCCUUGGUUUCUAUGGUUUACGAUAACUGGGAACUAAAGGUAACAGACAUAAUAGCAGUUGGAUCACCUUAAAUCUAGGGGCUCCUCUACUACACAUACGACGGUAUGGGCUAUAAUGGAACUGUACAAAAAUACAAUGCAUGUUUUGGGAUAUUUAGCAGUAGUCUUUGGAAGUUUUCCCUCAUUGGGUUUGCAUUGAGAAAGCCUGGGCGCCAGUAUGUUUCUGCUCUCUUGCCAACUCCUUAUGACUUAACGCAUGACAGCAAUGGUGCUGGCAAGAGCACAAACAGAUCUGGGACCAGGCUAGCAUUGGUAGGCUUGGUCUGAUGAUAAUGUAUUUGGAUCAGGAGUAGUAGUUGGUGGUUGAAUGUGAAGGUAUGUAUGAACUGGCAGUGAAGUCCAGGAUGAGAACAAGAAGGAUCGGACCGGUAUGAUGUCAUAAUAGAAACCUGGAAGUACGCAAGAGUGCCAAGUUUUCCUAUCCAGUUCCAUUCACUGGUGGCUCUGUUCAAAAGUAGUGCACUAAUAUCUAGGAAAUAGGGUGUUCUUUGAGACAGUUCAAUUUGGUUCCAGUGCAGAUAUACUUCAUUAAGAAUGAUUUAUUACACAACUGUCUCAUUCUUCUUUAUCUCAUUCUAGAGUGAAGUCAUCCAGUCGUUGCACUAGCUGUCACUCCAACCCCACUGUCCAGUUAGAAGUAAGAACGCAGGGCUAUUAUGACAUCACAAUGUAAACAAUGUAUUCCAACUGUAGCAUUCACUUCAGAUAUGUACUAACAAUAUGGCCUUCUGCAUGCAUAGAAUCCACGCCUGAUUCACUAGUGCCUGUCAACUGAACACACACACACACACACACACACACACACACACAAUUUACGCACGCACGCACGUACAUAUGUAUGCACAAUCACACACAAAACACACAUUUUACAUGUAUGCACACACACACAGUCAAUGAAGGCCACUGGUUUGCUAACUAACAAUGAGCAUCUGAAUGUUGGACAAUCUUGGAUAAAUCUUAUACUAACAACAGAAAUGUGAUGAUUCCUACUGAGGCUUUCUAUACUGCUGUAGUUCUAUACUAUAUCUCACUGCUGUCUCUCACUCUCACUGGCAAUACAUUAUGGAACAACAUUCAUCAAUCAAUGAAACCCAAUAAAAUAAUUUGAAAAGAAAAGAAA
Messenger RNA from Salmo salar (Atlantic salmon), 8214 nucleotides. Its product is annotated as CD99 molecule-like 2. The record is from RefSeq and is a predicted model, not a curated record. Gene Ontology annotation, cellular component: plasma membrane. Gene Ontology annotation, biological process: T cell extravasation; positive regulation of neutrophil extravasation; homotypic cell-cell adhesion. NCBI's taxonomy places the organism in Eukaryota, Metazoa, Chordata, Actinopteri, Salmoniformes, Salmonidae.